Messenger RNA from Anopheles funestus (African malaria mosquito), 918 nucleotides. RefSeq lists its product as uncharacterized. Bases 311 to 682 code for a protein of 123 amino acids. NCBI's taxonomy places the organism in Eukaryota, Metazoa, Arthropoda, Insecta, Diptera, Culicidae. The transcript has 2 exons. The record is from RefSeq and is a predicted model, not a curated record.
CUAAAAUUGUUACAUACUUAACAAAUUAUUAUGUACUUAAAAUUCAUUAAUUCUAUUUUUUUUUAAUUUUACAAGAAGAUUGCAUUAUGGAUUUUACUUCCGUAAAACACACAUCCCAACAGUUCCUUUUAUGGCUUCGACAGGUCGACUGCCGUCUGUUUCUGACCCGAAUCUUAUACUGCUUGGGUUGGUGAACAUCAUACGCGUGCCUAUAAAACGUGUUCCCCAUUUCGCACGAUCACUCACGAUCGUACGCCUUGCCGACGGGUGACCUCCCGCACGUUCACAAGGGCGAAGUGAAAAAAAACGGAUGCAUCGCUGCAGCUUUCGAUCGAUCGUACUAGCGCUGCUAGUCCUUUGGCUUACCAUCCGGUCCCGGCAGGUGGCUAGUAAUGGUGACUUUAGCUAUUUCUACGGCACCAUCGCACCGACGGAUACGCUCUGUGCGAAGAAAGUCGUUGGCAUCGGUACGAAGACACCCGUACAGGUGGAUUACAGCAACAUGCGCCCGAUAACAGCUGUCAGUCUCGAUGCGUCGAACGUGGCGUACCAGGGCUUCAAUGCACUCAUCACCCGCGGUGCCAUCGGCCAGAAGGGCAUCACGUUCAGCCUGAACGGGCCCUGGGUGUUGCCGUACUAUAUCGAGCUGGACUACUACUGUCGGGCGCCGGACCAACCCUGACCGACCUCAAUGGUGACCCCGCUUCAAUCCGACGCUGUGGCGGGAUACAAAUGGACGACCCUGGGGAGGGGAAGACGACCCGAAUGGAGGACAGCAAUGGACUAGUUUUUCAUGCGAGGAUUUUAUUUAUCCCCUUGUGCUGCAACGUGAAAGCAACCAGGCAAAUGCACCAUGCACAAUAAAAGGAUGCAAUAAAUAAAUCGCUCAACUGCAGAUGCAAUUGUUAUUUAAAGUCU